AUGUACACAGCAAGCCAGAAGCAGUACAGUGCAGAGAGCUAUCAGGAGCUCCAGGUGAUGAGGUUCGCUGUGGAGGAAAUCAAUAAUUCCACCAGCCUCCUUCCCAACAUUUCCCUGGGCUAUGAGAUCUAUGAUUAUUGUUCCGAUUUCCUGAAUUUCAUGGUUGCCUUUGAUUUCCUUUCCACAAACUUCACUGGAUCCCUGUAUGUCACUAAGUACUUCAAGGACUAUCAGCCCAAAGUGACAGCCUUGAUUGGCCCUUUUGGAAGCACUGAAAACAUUAUACUCUCACCUGUGUUCAUGGCCUACCUCCUUCCUGUGAUAAGUCACGGAGCGUCAAGCAUUUUGCUAAGUGACAAACAGCGUUAUCCCUCCUUCCUCCGCACCAUUCCCAGCGACAGGAAUCAAGUGCGGGCCAUCCUGCAGAUCCUGCACCGCUUCGGGUGGCGAUGGAUCGCGCUCAUCGGCGGCAACGACGACUACAGCCGCAACGGGCUCCAAGCUCUGAAGGAGGAGAUGAGCCCCUAUGACAUCUGUGUGGCUUACGAGUCCACCAUCCCCACAGAAGGCCCCGCUAUGGGCAGCUUGUUUUCCAACAUCACCAUCCUCAAGAUCAACGUGGUCAUAGUCUUUGCUUCUAAGGUGUCCGCUGUCCCGUUUAUCAAAGCAGCAAUCUCAAACAAGAUCUCGGACAAAGUGUGGAUAGCAAGCGAGACGUGGUCCUUGAACCAGCAGCUGCUUCAGGACACACAGAUCCAUACUAUCGGCACCGUGAUAGGGAUAACUAUCAAGGUGGUGGCUCUGCCUGGGUUGAGGGAGUUUGUCCACAGCACCAUGACGCGGGGCUGGAACGGCACAUGUGUCAACUCACCACACAUAGGAACCUGGGAAACAUGUAACCAGGUGUGCUCAGAGUGUUCUAGCACAGAUCCCCAGAGCAUUGCCGAUGAAGACCCCAUGUACAGCUUUAGCAUUUACUCUGCUGUGUACGCUGUUGCUCAUUCCUUGCACCAGUUCCUGGGAUGUGAUGCCGAAGGCUGUCGGAAAUCUGGGACAAUUAUCCCCUACCAGCUUCUUCAAACACUGAAAAAUGUGAAUUUCACACUCAACAAUCGUACUGUCUCGUUUGACAAAAAUGGAGACCCAGCUCCCAACUAUGGGAUAGUGGUUUGGGACAAGACAUUGCCUUUGUAUCACAGGGAGAUUGGUUCCUAUGUCUCAGAUCCAUCGAUCGCUUUCCAUUUGGAUGAAGAGCUUAUUCGCUGGCAUAGCAAUGGAACGGUUCCCACAGCCCUGUGCUCCUUGGAAUGCAAGGAGGGUCACAGGAGGAAAGUCAGUGGAGUUCAUACGUGCUGUUUUGACUGUGAGAUCUGCCCCAAUGGAACCUAUGUCAACAAGACAGACGAUCCCUAUACCUGCCAGAGUUGUGAAGACGAUGAGUGGUCUGACUAUGGAAGUACCCACUGUAAGAAAAGGACCCUGGAAUAUCUCCAUUACAAUGAAGGCAUAUCCAUCGGAAUUCUGCUGUUGGCGGGGCUGAUAUUCCUUCUGUCAGGAGCCAUAGCCAUCGUCUUCGCCCGUCACCACGACACCCCUGUCGUCAAGUCCGCGGGGGGCAAGAUGUGCUUCUUCAUGCUGAGCUGCCUGAGCGUGUGCAGCCUGAGCAUUUUCUGCUAUUUCGGGUGGCCCCAGCGGGAGAAGUGCACCCUGAGGAACCCCGUCUUCGUUGUGUUUUACACCGCCUGCAUCUCCUGCCUCGCCGUGCGCUCGUUCCAGAUCGUCUGCAUCUUCAAGAUGGCCGCCAAGCUCCCCAAGGCCUACGACUUCUGGGUCAAGAACCACGGGCAGUGGCUUGUCGUGGCCACCGCCAUCGUCCUCCAGAUCCUCUUGUGUGGCGUCUGGAUCGGCAGCCAGGGUCCCCGGCCCUUCAAUAACUCUGCCCUCUUCAAAGACCAGAUCAUCUUCGACUGCAACAUGGGCAAUCUUUACACCUUCGUUACAGUGAUCGCGUUUGUGGCCGCCCUCAGUGUGUUGUGCUUCAUGUUUUCCUACAUGGGAACUGACCUGCCCAAGAAUUACAACGAGGCCAAGUGCAUAACAUUCAGCCUGCUGAUCUUUUUCUUCUCUUGGAUCCUCUACUUAACAGCCUACAUGGUCUACCAGGGGAAGUACAUUGCUGCGAUUAACGCGUUCUCUGUGCUGGCCAGCCUGUACGGAAUUCUCUUGGGUUACUUUACUCCCAAGUGCUACAUUAUCCUUUUCAAACCAGAGCACAACACGCCUGCCCAUUUCCAAAACUGCAUUCAGAGCUACACCAAGAAAAUUAGUAGCGAGUGAAGAGUCAGACAACAAUGUGAGUCAGAUAACAACAAAAGAUAAAACACACAUAGAUGCAUUGUUUUUUUCCCCCAAAAAACAUUUUGAAUAAUCUUAUUUUUGCCUGUUGUUGUUAGGUAGGUCAUUUUAUUCACGCUACACACAAUGUCUAAAGCUUAUCCUGUUUUCUAGGCAUUGGAAAGCAUAUGCCUCCCCUCAGGGAGGGAGUUCUAGUACAUUACAAUGCCUGUUCCCAGCAAUUGUGUUCACAUUUACACAGCUGGACGGACUGCAGCAACUAGCUACCUUGCUCAAAGCACAUUACCAAUAUUUGCAGGAAAGACUUGAACCCAAAACCCAGCAGUUAUGAGUCUAGAGACUUACUCACUAAGCUAUGCUGCCCACUUGUUUUUGCAAAAUGGGCUGAAAUGUGUUUUAUGUUGUAAUUUACUAAUUAUUCUUGCACAUGAGGAAACACUUCUUUUUGCAUGUUUGUAAUUUACAUCCAAUCGUGGCUUUCUGUGCACUGUGAUCAACAACUUGAAUCAGAAAGUGUAGCUAUAGAAAAUCUAAUCACUCAUCUCUCACUGCUGUUCUCUGUUUCUAGUCGUUUGAGACUGAUCACUUUAUUGUCAGGGAUUUACAUGAAAACUAUAAUGUGGUAGCUGAGGCAGCAUGAUUUGAAAUUGAUUUGUCAAACUGUAUCAUUCUUAUUGUUUGAUGAUUGCUAUUGAUUAACAUGAGUGACAUUACAUUGAUUUUAUUAAAAAAAGAACAAACGGGGAUAAUAAAGAAUAU
Molecule: messenger RNA, 3114 nt
Organism: Lepisosteus oculatus (spotted gar)
Lineage: Eukaryota; Metazoa; Chordata; Actinopteri; Semionotiformes; Lepisosteidae
Product: taste receptor type 1 member 1-like
Biological process (GO): G protein-coupled receptor signaling pathway
Cellular component (GO): plasma membrane
Molecular function (GO): G protein-coupled receptor activity
Source: RefSeq, a predicted model, not a curated record